This is a messenger RNA of Microstroma glucosiphilum, 929 nucleotides long. RefSeq lists its product as hypothetical. The record is from RefSeq and is a predicted model, not a curated record. The transcript has a single exon. Bases 172 to 795 code for a protein of 207 amino acids. NCBI's taxonomy places the organism in Eukaryota, Fungi, Basidiomycota, Exobasidiomycetes, Microstromatales, Microstromataceae.
UCGACGGAUGGAUUUGCAAUGGCCUCGCACACCCGAGGCAAGGGCCUGCCGAAUUGAAUGUAGCAGGAUCAUCUCGAUUGAAUCUGUGAUCGAUCGGAGGCGUUGGGGAGCCUGGAUCGCUGUAAGGAUGGCUCUCGUCGUUAAUAUGUCUCUGCAAUUUGGGUGAGACAAAUGGGCACAAUGCGUUUCGGUCUCAUCUCCCCUUCUUUCGGACUCGGGAUCAACAAACCCUCUAUGCACAUGCAUGGCCUACAUUAUGGGUCUUGGCCCACGCCGAAGCUUCUCUGCAGCCUCGCUGGGACCUCGCUACUGGGCAGAUGCGCUGCACGGGGCGCCUAUCCGAUUGUCAGUGGCAGGACCCAGAGGCCGGCCUCUGAUAACGCACGAUCGCAUUCACCUUCUCCUCCCAUCCGGGUUGGCUGCUCAACCCGGGUCAGCCCCACGUGGUGCGGAGUCUGGUACCGUGCGUGCGGAAAUCUGGCCCUGGCCCUUGGCCAGACGCAGAAGGCAGAUGCGGGCCCCAUUGUUCUUCGCCCGCCUUUACCCACAGCCACGCUCUGCAGGGGCAGGGCAACUGACAGAGGGCGUGGCCGCCGGGGCCUCUCCCGCCUUCCUAUGUGUUUCGGAGUGCCUGCGUCUCGCAGCAAAGGCGGGCAGCAUCAGGCGAAGGCACUUGUCCUAUCCAAAGUUUCAAUUCAGCUCAGCUCGGUGACUUCACCCAAGUGCUCCCACCGCAAUUGGCAAGCGGCAAGCGAUGGCCUUUACCCAGGGCUGCCUGCACCCCCUUUGCUGUGAACGCUUUGGCCCACGGGCCACGAGCCCGUAUAGUACGAGAUCCCGAAGAACCUCAUAUAGUCUCGGUGCCCGGUCCCCAUGCAAUGAGACUUGCCUUUGUCACUUUCUUCUUCCGUAUCAGCACACACAGCGAC